Suillus subaureus is the source of this 698-nucleotide messenger RNA. RefSeq names its product histone-fold-containing protein. Gene Ontology annotation, biological process: chromatin remodeling; negative regulation of transcription by RNA polymerase II; RNA polymerase II preinitiation complex assembly. The coding region runs from base 208 to 669 and encodes 153 amino acids. The record is from RefSeq and is a predicted model, not a curated record. Gene Ontology annotation, molecular function: general transcription initiation factor activity; protein heterodimerization activity; core promoter sequence-specific DNA binding. The transcript has 8 exons. Lineage: Eukaryota; Fungi; Basidiomycota; Agaricomycetes; Boletales; Suillaceae. Gene Ontology annotation, cellular component: negative cofactor 2 complex.
UCUUGGAAUUCCUCUGUGUUAGCCAGCUGAAGGUUCAUGUACCCAUCCGUACUGACAAGGAAUCCUUUGUACUCGAGCCCCCAUUUUAGUCUUACAAAUACCGGCUUCCCGGUAAGCUCCUGCAUGAAAGGCUUGGGGUUAACAGGGUUGACCGACGACAUCUUGAUUCGCCUUUGUUCGUGUUCGUGCCGUUAACUUGUACAAAAUAUGUCAGACCGUGAAGGACACUCGGGAGCUGGACCGUCGGAUGAAGAUCUGUCGCUGCCGAAGGCAACGGUUGCAAAGAUGAUUAGUGAACUACUACCAGCUGAGGUCACAUGUGCAAAGGAGACGCGAGAUCUAGUCAUAGAGUGUUGUGUAGAAUUUAUUCACUUGAUCUCAUCGGAGGCCAACGAGAUAUGUGAGCAAGAAUCCAAGAAGACAAUAGCACCAGAGCACAUCAUCGCGGCACUGAAGCGGCUAGGCUUCGAUUCCUUUACAACUGAAGUUGAAGAUGUCUUGAAAGAUCACAAACAGCAACAAAAGGACCGAGAGAAGAAAGCAGACAAGAUAAAAGAUUCGGGUAUGACGCCAGAAGAACUUAUGGCAAAGCAAGAAGAACUUUUCGCUGCAAGUCGUGCAAAAUUUGCUCAACCGCAGGGGCAGCAACAGCCAUCGGCCGAAACUUAAGUGGUGACGCCGAUAGCGAACACUCAUGG